UUACUAAUAUUUAGGUUAAUAGCAGGUAUAGUAAAAUUGUGCACGCACUUGAAGUGUAAAAUUGUUCGCCUUUGGCAACUCAACAGAUGUGGCCUGGUGGAAGUGGUGGUAGUGUUCGAAACUCAAACGCUUCUUCCGCAAUGUCUAGUUCAGCACCUAACGGCGCCAGCGGUAGUUCAUCGACCGGUUCUGGGGGCGGUGCGGCGACAUCUCAAUCAUCAUUCAGUGGUGUGAGGGUAAGUGAUCAGCGUGGAGGUGCAGGAAAUCAGCAGCGAUGGCUCGAUCAUCAUCAAGUACAACAGUGGAAUACACAAAGUGCACAGUGGGGACCACAUGUCGCAGGUGGUCCAAAUCCAGCCCAUCCAUGGACACUUGCAGCUGCUGCACAACAAUGGCCGGGCACACCAUCGUCAAAUACGGGGACAGGUGCUUCUACAUAUGCCGAACAUGCAAAAAAAAGUAUGAUGGGACGUGGUGGACAAGGUCAGGCUCAAGGGCGAUACGAUCAACAACAGCAACAAUGGAACCAAGUGAAAGUAGAUCAGCAGACUUCUUGGGAUACGAGUAGUUUGGCAGGCUUUGGCAAUAUACAUACUACCAGUGAUGCAAAAUUGUCAGCAGCGGAAUGGGGGUCAGCCGGAGCACCGAAUACACGUUGGGCUCCACCCGUUACCCAGUGGCCAGUACAUGCUGCAGCUACAUCAAGUACUACAGGCCCCGAUUGGGCCACAGCUGCAGUUGUAGCUGCAGCAGCAGUGGCACAUCAUCGUCACGACACUACAGCAGCACCUUGGACGAGCACUACGAUGGCAGCUCAUCCAGCGGCUGCAGCAUUGCCGCCGCAAAUUGGAGCAGCUUGGGGCCAUAAUCCGACGACCGGACAACAACCAUCAGCCUCUGCAUUACCAAAUCUCAAUGAACAGUACGACCCAAAUCCUCAAACACCUGGUCCAUGGGUUGCCCCACAACCGCAAGAAAUGAAUAACGAUAUGAUGUGGCAUGAUCCAAAUCCAAAACAAAAGAAGGUGCAGCGUGAUACUGGUACUGCAAUUUGGGGUGAUCCAAGUCAACAACCUGUAGAAAUAAAACGUUGGAAAGAUGCUGAAAUAGAUGAUUAUUCCCACAUACAAAGUGCAGUGCCGAGCGGUGGUGAUUGGAACAUCAUUGCGAUAUCAUCAAAUGGUAGCACUGUUUGCACGGGCGUCAACGGUGCCAUAAUCGGUGGUCCUGGUACAGGAAAUGCAACGAGUUCGUGCUGUUCGGCAACUGGAACAAACGUUUCAACUCCAACGACAACUGGUAAUGGGCCAUGGCCAGACGGUUCCCAUCCAGAAUCUUCGUCAUCAGGACAUCAGGAACGGUGGCAACAGCAGCCUAGUGCAUGGGGUGAUAAAGUAUCUGGACCUCCUUCUGUAGGUGGCAUUGGGAUACAUGGUGUAUUAGAUAAUGCAGUGAUUCGACCUGAUAUUGGAGGUGGCAAUAUUGCAGGAACAACACCCUACACUUCGCUUACGCAGCAAAUUGCUGAUCGGAUCCGUAUCGCGGUUAGUAAAGGUCUAAUUGAUGUUUCGAUGCUUAAUCGUCCUUUACCUCAGAGCGCCCUGGUUGUUUUGAAUACUCUUCUUCAAAAGUUCCCCAAGCUUGAGCAAGCUCAGCAGGAAUACCAGCAAGUCAUGCGUGCUAUGAGUAGCCCAGCACAGAAGGUUGAAUCAGAACGCUUAGUGGUAGAAAUAAACGGCUUGCAGCAUGAAAUUAUACAGCUGCGGAAUUCAAUGAAUGAACAGUUAUUGAAAGCACCUGCACAGCAGCAAGAUGGACAAAGCCGUUUGCAACAGUGGAAACAGGCCAAUGCAACGAAUACACAAGAUUGCAACAGUGAUAAGAUGUGUGCAUCUUCAUUGGAUCCGAACGUUUCGGGUCUCAUUGCAGGCACACAGUUAUUGACAAUAGACGGAAAAAUUGAUUGGAAAGUUGGUAGUCUGGAUUGGUCGCCACCACCUUCUGGAACUGGAAAUGGAGACAAAGUGGCCGAUAUAACCGAUAAAGAUGAUCCAAGUAGUAGUUCCGGUGAGAAGCAACAGCAGGGAGCCUCGUCAUCAACCAAUCAGUCUUGUAAUGGUACUCCAACACCGCAGCAGCAAUCUCAGACACAGUCUCAAGCGGCUCCAGUCGAUGAUGGACCACAGGAAUUUGUUCCGGGGAAGAAAUGGGAAUGGAGGGAUCCCAAUAAAGUAGCGGAAGACCCGAAUGCAACUCCAGGCACAUGUAAACCAAACCCACUACUGACAACCGGUUCCACCGCUCAACCUUUCUACAUAUACGGUAGUAACACUAAUAGCAGCCUACCACAGGCUAGUGCGGCCACUAAUUCGUCGAAUGUUGUAACUACUACGGCUAAUUACUUAAAUGAUCUACAGACUAUUAACAAGAGUCCAAGUGCUAGUUAUCUAGGAUGGAACAAUGCUACUGCUAACCCAACUGCUUUUACUGCCAGCGACAUGUGGCCUACGGUGACAACAGGCACCACUGCUGUGCGACAGUCUCGAGUUGCAUCUGGGCCAACAGGAAUCGGACCAUUUGGACAUGCAGCAGUACGAGGUGGACCUGUAGGUACCGCUGGACUCACUAUGGGGCCUUAUCAACGUUCCAAUUUAAGUCCAUUUGGUCUCCAGCAACCACAGCAGCAGUACCAGUGGGUUUUCGUGCAGUUACACGGAGUGAACGAAAAACAAGUACAGAUGUUAUGCCAGAAAGUGGGCCAAAUAGUGCAUGCAUUUUGUCCACAUGGUGCUCCCUUUCUGUGUGUUAAAUUCAUAGAGCCUGCUGAGGAAAUUAUUCGGCGACUGAAGACAGAAGCUCCAUUUUUGCAAGUGAAAACUGUGACAGAAUCGGAAAUGGAUCGGUUAUUAAAGCCGCGGGGCACACUAUCAUAUGGUGGUCCUUUGGGACCGGCUGGAACGACAACGGAACAGUGGAUGUUUGGUGCCGGUACGGUUACAGCAUUGCUACCUAAUUGUGCUUCUAAUAAUACUGAUGUACUACCACAACAACCCCAUUUUCAUGCAGGUGAUACAACUAGUGAUAUUACACGACCCUUUUGAUACGAUGAAAAGUUGAUAUCUUUAGUUGGUACGACAUGCUACGGUAAGCAGUUUUGUUAAGUUAAUGCAUUAUGGUAAUGGGUUAUGAUACUGGCUUAGUUCGAUAGCGUUAGUUCUUGUACUUUUUUGUGCUCCUCGGGAUUUGUUUAUUAAUGCAUUAUUUACCGCUAUAUGUUGCUUGUAUGUUCUGCAGUGUGUGUUCUAGCGUACACAGUGUGCAACUAAUGCGGUGAUUACGCUCACUAUAUCGUGAGUGAUAUGAUAGUUGCAUUCUUUGUGAGGCGUGAGCGAUGCAGAUGUUAGAAAAUAUGAUUUUAUUUGUUGCAUUUUUGUGUCAGGUCUUCACUCUUUGUUCAUUUGUAGUUAAUUUAUAACUUCAUGCAACACUAUAUAUUAACAAAUCAUAAUUUCUUAAACCCUAUUUAUUGUAUUUGUUGCGCAGUAAUACAUUCAGUCAUUCUGUUGUCAAUAUAGAAGAAUGGAUUAAUGGUCUCCUAUUCAAUAAAUUCGUGAUGAGUACGAAAUAUAUUGAGUUAAUAAAUUUGGUGCAGGAAUACCGUGGUCUGCGGUGUGUUUUCAUACUUAAAUGCUCUUGUAAUUUUUGUUCUAUUCUGCCUAUCCAGCUUUCUUUGGACAAAGGUCUUUGUAUCCAGGAAUAAUUUCUACACUUUCUUUUUCCUGGAAUAUGUACAGAUAUGUAUUAUUGCUUCGAUUCGUCUGCAUCUUAUCCUUGUCAUUCUCAUCUUGUGCAGUUCCACUGAUUUAAUUUUGUAUUCGUUAUAUCUCUAUACUACCUACUGC
Messenger RNA from Loa loa (African eye worm), 3902 nucleotides. RefSeq lists its product as hypothetical. The record is from RefSeq and is a predicted model, not a curated record. Bases 87 to 3101 code for a protein of 1004 amino acids. The transcript is spliced from 18 exons. NCBI's taxonomy places the organism in Eukaryota, Metazoa, Nematoda, Chromadorea, Rhabditida, Onchocercidae.